Molecule: messenger RNA, 2739 nt
Organism: Eucalyptus grandis
Lineage: Eukaryota; Viridiplantae; Streptophyta; Magnoliopsida; Myrtales; Myrtaceae
Product: putative disease resistance RPP13-like protein 1
Exons: 3
Coding region: 1-2739 (912 amino acids)
Biological process (GO): defense response to other organism
Molecular function (GO): ADP binding
Source: RefSeq, a predicted model, not a curated record
AUGCCCAUCACAGAGCUCUUUCUUGGAGCCUUUCUUCAGGUGCUGUUUGACAGGUUGGCCUCUCGCGAGUUGCUCAACUUUGCACGGCAUGAGGGGAUUGAUAAGCUGCUGAAGAAAUGGGAGAAGUUGCUGACCAGUAUCGACCAGGUGCUGGUUGAUGCAGAGGACAGGCAAUUGACCAGUGAUCGUGCGGUGAAGUCGUGGCUUGAAGAUCUGAGGGACUUGGCCUACGACAUUGAAGACUUGCUUGAUGAGUUCGCCACAGAAUCUGCAAAAAACAAGUCCAAGGUGGAACCCAGCACUAGCAAGGCAUGUUCCCUCCUUCCAAGUAGUUGCUUUAGAUUAAGCCCAAGAAUGUUUAUGCUAGACCACAAAAUGAGAUCCAAGAUAGAGAAGAUGGACAACAAAUUACAAGAGAUUAUAACUCAGAAAGAUAAUCUGAGCCUAACAGAGAAUAAUGGGCAACGAUCAGCAUAUAGCCGACUGGAUAACCCGCUUCCCACAACACAUUUGCGCGAGCCUAUUUUUGUUAGUAGGGAGGACGAAAAAAUGGCGAUCCUCAAAUUACUGACUAGAGAAGAAGAGAAUAGAACAUGUGUGGAUCUAAAAGUGAUUGCCAUAGUAGGGAUGGGGGGUAUUGGGAAAACAGCUCUAGCUCAGCAAGUCUACAAUGAUGCGAGAGUCACAAAUUAUUUUGAGGUGAAUGCAUGGGUUUGUGUUUCUGAUGAGUUUGAUCUGCUUGCUAUUACAAAGAGAAUCCUAGAGGCAACCAACUUCCCUUUGUCUUGUGACGGUAAGGACUUGAACUGGCUUCAAGAUAAGCUCAAUGAAAACCUUUUCGGGAAGAAGUUUCUUGUCGUGUUAGAUGAUGUUUGGAAUGAAAAAUAUGGAAGCUGGACUAUCCUCUUGAAGCCUCUUCAAUCGGGAAAGAAGGGAAGCAAGAUCAUCAUCACGACUCGUAACCUUGAUGUUGCUACAUUAACCAAUGGUACUUGUCACUCUCUUAAACAGUUGUCUCAAGAUGAUUGUAUGACUUUGUUUGCAUAUCAUGCUCUAGGUGCAAAAAAUUUUGAUCGUCAUCCUGAACUUGAAGUAUUAGGUCAGAAAAUAGUUGAAAAAUGCAAAGGGUUGCCAUUAGCUGUGAAGACAUUGGCCGGGAUAUUGCGCACUAAUGUCAAUCGUCAUACAUGGGAAGGUAUAUUGAAUAGCAAAUUUUGGGACCUACCAGAAGAAAAAAAUGAGAUCCUUCCGGCUUUGAAACUUAGCUAUCUCCAUCUCCCUUCCCAUUUGAGGAGAUGUUUUGCUUACUGUGCUAUAUUUCCUUGCGACUAUGAAAUCCAACGGGAUGAGUUGGUCCACUUUUGGAUCGCAGAGGGCUUGGUUGAGGGAAAAGAAGGAAGAAACCGUUGGAAUGUAGGCUUGACUUAUUUCAACGAGCUAGUAUCUAGAUCGUUAUUGCAAAAGUCUAGUAGCAAUGAAUCACGAUUCUUGAUGCAUGAUCUUGUGAAUGAUCUGGCAAAGCUAGUUGCAGGUGUAACACAUUUUUGCUCAGGGGAGUUUAAGGAAGAUAACAAUAAUGCAUCUUUAGCUCGUCAUGCCUCAUUAAUUCCCGGUGAUCACAUUCUGCCACAAACGCUCAAGAUAUAUCAUCAAAUGCAGGGACUUAGGAGCUUCAUAUCAUUAAAAAAGCAAUCCGGGCAAUAUGAAGGAUCCUUUGUGUCUCAGGAAGUGUUAUUUGACUUGGUAUCGAGAUUGAAGUACUUGAGAGUACUCUCGUUAAGUCACUAUUACAUCAGUGAAGUGCCAGAUUGCAUUGGCGAGCUGAGACACCUGAGACAACUUAAUCUAUCGUAUACUAAUAUCGAAAGGCUUCCAAAGUCAAUUGUCGCAUUGUAUAAUCUAGAGGCUUUGAUGUUGCAAAGCUGUCACCACCUUAUCGAAUUACCUAAAGGUAUGGAGAAACUCAUCAAUCUAAAAUUUCUCGACAUUACUGACACUUGGAGCCCAAGAGUGACACCGUUGUAUAUAGGAAAUUUGGUGGGUCUUGAGAUGUUGUCAGAGUUUGUAGUGGGAAUGGAAAAUGGCUUGAGGUUGAAAGAGUUAGAAAACUUGAAGAAUCUUGGAGGGAAAUUGUGCAUCUCUAGUUUGCAUAACGUUCGAGAAGCUGAAGAUGCCAAGGAUGCCAAUAUACAAAUGAAGGAGGGUCUAUGCGAGUUGACUAUGCAAUGGACUGAAGAGUUUGGAAGAUUCCGAGAUGAAGAGCUUGAAGCAAAGGUGCUGAACAGUUUGCUAAACUUGACAUCUCUAACCUCUCUAACCAUUGAAGAUAUUGCUGAACUAACUUGCUUAAAUCAUGGGUUUACAAGCUCUUUAAUCAAUUUGGAGAAGUUGAAGAUCCUAAGGUUUGAGAGUAUUAAGCACUUCCCUACUAGACGAAUGCUGCUCCAGCUACAGGAACUUAGGGUAUGGGGAAGCCGGAAUAAGAAGCAGCCGGUGAGGGAGUGGCUAACCCCCAUCACCUCCCUUCAAGAACUGAGGGUCGACAGCAGUGCUAGAGGAGUGGGCGAGGAGAAGGAUCUUCUGCUUUCGCUCCCAUCCUCUCUGCUACACCUCUAUAUCUCAAAAAUGGGAAAUGUGGAAAGACUGUCCAGAGGUCUCUGUCCGUCUCUCCAGACCUUACGUUUCUACAAAUGCUUGAAGCUGAGGGAACUCCCCAGGAUGGCCUGCCUUCCUCCCUAG